Molecule: messenger RNA, 1007 nt
Organism: Heterobasidion irregulare TC 32-1
Lineage: Eukaryota; Fungi; Basidiomycota; Agaricomycetes; Russulales; Bondarzewiaceae
Exons: 2
Coding region: 1-732 (243 amino acids)
Source: RefSeq, a predicted model, not a curated record
AUGCCCCCCGCCGCAUGCCGCGACACACGCCCCGAGUGCCCGCCGAUUUUUGCGAGCUGCGGGAGCACAGCGAUCUGCCAGAUGGGGUGGGGCCACGGUGCAGCCACCCACGGCCCAGACGGGAAUGCCGCUGGUGCGAUCGAAGCCGCGUCUUGCCGGUCAGCGAACCGUUCCUUGCUGUGGCCGCUGGCGCCCGCCACGCAGCCCCGCGCCACGCAGCCCCGCGCCCUCGCCCUCUCCAGCCCCCGAAUCCCCUUCCUCCGCAACUCCGCGCCCCGCACGGACCCCCACUCGCCACCCUGCGCUGGACGCCCCCUUCUUGUUUUUCCCGUCUUGAUCUCCAUUGUUGGAUUCAUUAUGAUCCCAUCACACGCUGUCUCACCCCGGACCACCCCGCCGGUGCCCUACCUCACUCUGCACUCCAUUUACGUCCCGUCCCACCCCCAAGCGCCCAACCCGUCCAGCGGUCUCAUCUUGAACAAACAAUGUCAUUUUCAGUCGCCCUGUGCCAUCACCCCAUCAACGCUGCUUCCCGGCCCUGCCAUCUCCGUCAUCACUCCCUGCGAUCCGCAAGUCCGUUUCUCACAUCUCAACUCUCACGCACGCAAGAAAAAGAUCAUUAGGAGAUUGGUUUCAUUCAUGUCGACAAACUACUUCAACCCUCCAAGGAGCGACCCCCAAAACAGGGGGUCAAAUCGUCGAAUCAAGGGACAGAAAAAGGAUCGGACGUAAUCUUCGCGAAUCAGGGGCAACAGAAAAAGAAUGGAAUAAACGAGGUAAAAAAAAAUGGACAAUGCGGAUCGGGAUGGGAGGAGGUGGAGACAGGCAAUGGGGGAACGGUGGAUGCAAGCGAUGCAGACAAAUAAGAAAGCAAUGCCAUGUAACCUUGCCGUCGUCGAGCGUGCUCGACGCACACGACUCUGGACGACAUCGACACAAAAUGGGAGCUACCACGAUAUUUACUCGUCGGCCGCGUCGCCAGCGUCAUCCUUCUCCGAAGGCUUGUC